Molecule: messenger RNA, 2324 nt
Organism: Vigna radiata var. radiata (mung bean)
Lineage: Eukaryota; Viridiplantae; Streptophyta; Magnoliopsida; Fabales; Fabaceae
Product: probable inactive receptor kinase At5g67200
Exons: 2
Coding region: 78-2063 (661 amino acids)
Biological process (GO): protein phosphorylation
Molecular function (GO): ATP binding; protein binding; protein kinase activity
Source: RefSeq, a predicted model, not a curated record
CAAAUCCCUAAUUCCUUUAUCAACACACCAAAAACUUCAUACACUCUUCGACAACCUGUUCUGAGGUUGCUCCAACAAUGUCGAACGCAAACCAUCCAUUCCCAUUACUGUUACUGCUUCUGCUCCUGCCACUGCACGCUUCUUCCUACGCACAUUCCUCCCAACUCCAUCGUCAUAUUCCACCGUUAGUUUUCACCGACGCCCACGCUCUCCUCGCCUUCAAACUUAAAGCCGACGUAAACGACCACCUUGACUUCUCCCCCCUCACGCGCGGCCUCCGCUUCUGCACGUGGCAGGGCGUCCUAUGCAACGGCCCCAAAGUAGAGCGUCUCAUUCUCCAGGGCUUAGAUCUCGGCGGCGUUUGGGCUCCAAACACACUCACGCGUCUCGACCAGCUCCGAGUUCUCAGUUUACAGAACAACUCACUCACUGGAACCAUCCCGGACCUCAGCGCUCUCUCCAAUCUCAAAAGCCUCUUUCUGGACAACAACCAAUUCACCGGUUCUCUCCCUCCUUCACUCUUCUCUCUCCACCGUUUACGAAACUUGGAUUUCUCUCACAACAAUCUCUCUGGACCUAUCUCUGCUGCCUUCACUAACCUAGACCGUCUUCACACACUCCGUCUUAGUUAUAACGCUUUUAGCGGUUCAGUUCCUCCGUUUAACCAGUCCUCUCUCAGAAUACUUGAAAUCUCCCGCAACAACCUCUCCGGCGCGAUUCCCGUGACGCCGACGCUGUUUCGUUUUCCGCCGUCUUCCUUCGCGUUCAACCCUAACCUCUGCGGUGAAAUCAUCCGCGUGCAAUGCCGUCCUGCGCAGCCUUUCUUCGGGCCCGCUGGGCCACCUAAGACGCCGCUCGGUCAGAGCGCGCAGGUGCACGGCGUCAGUGGCUUAAUCAGACAGCCUUACGCGAAGAAGCAGCGCGAUCGGCGGGCUGUGAUAAUCGGAUUCUCCGCCGGCGUGUUCGUUCUGGUUUGCUCGCUGGUGUGCUUCGCGGCGGCGGUGAGAAAGCAGAGGAGCCGGUGCAAUAAGGACCGGCGGUGCGGGAUGAUGGCGGCGGAUGUGGCAGCCACCGCGGAGGCCGCAGCAGUGAUGCGGAUGGAGAUGGAGAGAGAGUUGGAAGAGAAGGUGAAGAGAGCGGAGGUGGCGAAGAGUGGGAGUUUGGUAUUCUGUGCGGGUGAGGCGCAAGUGUAUACGCUGGACCAGUUGAUGAAGGGUUCCGCGGAGCUUUUAGGGAGAGGGUGUUUGGGAACAACUUACAAGGCGGCUCUUGAUAACCGUCUGAUGGUGACGGUGAAGCGCCUUGAUGCGGGGAAAAUGGCUGCCCAUGCAACGAAGGAAGUGUUCGAGCGACACAUGGAAGCCGUGGGUGGGCUUCGACACUCCAAUUUGGUUCCUCUUAGGGCCUAUUUCCAGGCCAAGCAAGAGAGGCUCAUUAUCUAUGACUUUCAGCCCAAUGGCAGUCUCUUCUCCCUCAUACACGGAUCGAGAUCAAGCAGGGCAAGACCAUUACACUGGACAUCAUGCUUAAAAAUAGCAGAGGACGUAGCACAAGGUCUGGCCUUCAUCCACCAGGCAUGGAGACUGGUCCAUGGCAAUCUUAAGUCCACGAAUGUUCUUCUUGGACCUGAUUUCGAGGCUUGCAUCACAGAUUACUGCCUCUCCGUUUUGACACACCCAUCCACAUUUGAUGAAGAUGGCGAUUCAGCAGCGUACAGAGCUCCAGAGACUCGCAACCCCAAUCAUCAGCCAACCCACAAAUCCGAUGUUUAUGCCUAUGGGAUUUUGGUGCUUGAGCUUCUGACUGGGAAAUAUCCCUCAGAGCUUCCAUUUAUGGUUCCUGGUGACAUGUCAAGUUGGGUGAGGUCCAUCAGGGAUGACAAUGGGGGCGAAGAUAGCCGAAUGGACAUGCUUCUUCAGGUGGCUACAACUUGUAGCUUGACCUCACCGGAGCAGAGGCCAACUAUGUGGCAGGUCUUGAAGAUGUUGCAGGAAAUCAAAGAAAUUGUACUGUUGGAGGAUACCAGUGAAUUGGAACUGCGCAGUGGUGAUUCCAUGCCUUAGUCUUAUUCUAUUUUAUUUUUCCAAAAAUUUUCGGUUUAAUUAUGUGAUAAACUGUGGAUAGAUGGAAAAAAUAUUAGUAAAGUGGGGUAAAAAUUUAAGAAAGAAAUCCAUAAAUUAUACUUUGUUGUACUACUUAAAUAGACUUUACCAUCUUGGUAGAUUGUGGAGGGUGCAUAACGUCCCAUUUUGGGCUUGUAUAUUGCUGCUGGGUUGUCCAAAGUGAAGUUUAGAGUAAAUAUUUUUCAUUCUUUUUUUUCCAGA